CUAAAUUUAAUGCAUAAAAUGAUGUUUUAGCUCAUUAAUUGCGAUAGAGUAUGCAUCCAUCACUCUCUGACACUCAGGCUGACAUCCGAUAUCAACUCUGCGCAGCGCAUUGUUUUGAUGUCUGUGUUUCUUACAGGCACAUUUACUGAAUCCGCGACUGUCCCUUUGCAUCUUCCCGAAGCCUUAUAAAACCUCUGCAGAAUCGGAGACGACGUCGUACAGUUCCACCACCUUUGCCAAGAUUCUUCACUGCAAGCAAGGCUCUUCGACUAAAUAUCAUAAUGGGAAGCUCGCAAAGCACCUCUGAGUUCUCUUACACCGGCACCAUUCACGACUACCAUCCAGACAACGAUAAACGAUCUGUGUUUGACUGGCCCGGUGACAACAAUGACUGCACCUCAAGGACCGGUAUUCGCUUCGACAUCUUAUGGGGCGUCACGGUUCUGCUCCUAGUUCUCGUUGUUCUGCGGCAAUGGCAUCGUGACAGGAGGACAUACAAAGGCAUAGAACAGGAGCAUCGUCCAGCAACAGACGAUUUGGAGAGUCAAAAGAAUAUCGCCAACAAUGCGCGUUGAUAAUAUCCCUCCAAGCGUGGCUCCCUUCUGCUUUUCCCCGUAGUUUUUUUUUUUAGUUUUAGUCUGA
Messenger RNA from Guyanagaster necrorhizus, 642 nucleotides. RefSeq lists its product as uncharacterized. Lineage: Eukaryota; Fungi; Basidiomycota; Agaricomycetes; Agaricales; Physalacriaceae. Bases 282 to 575 code for a protein of 97 amino acids. The transcript has 3 exons. The record is from RefSeq and is a predicted model, not a curated record.